Molecule: messenger RNA, 3001 nt
Organism: Penicillium brasilianum
Lineage: Eukaryota; Fungi; Ascomycota; Eurotiomycetes; Eurotiales; Aspergillaceae
Source: the annotation of a GenBank genome assembly
CUCUCUUCUCUUUCUUGAACCUGACAUGGAUACGGAUAGCCCCCAACCUGCUCGACGGACUCCCCAGGCGUGUCGCACAUGCCGUAGAAGGAAGACGAAAUGCAACGGGGUCCGGCCGAGGUGUCACCACUGCUGUUCCCGAGGCAUCCCAUGUAUCUGGCCGCCGUCAGCCACGGUGACAUCUCGUCCAGACAGCACAUUCGUUCCCUCUGAGUCGUCAGCCCAGUCAGUAACGGAGCCUCGAUUGCCUGAGUUGCGAGUCCUGCGACGGUGCAUCAAUAUAUUCUACGAGCAGGAUCUGUCGUGCACCUUCUGCUCGUUUAUACAUAAGCCGGACCUCGAGAAUAUGUCUGCACAUAAUACACCCUUUCUGGCAAUGGCGAUCAUCUGCCUCUCCUCUCGAUACCUAUCUCCCAAAGAAGCCGAGGAAGACUUCGGCUUAUCGUCUGGCAUCAAGGUGAGUCGCCGGUUUACGCCAGCAGCCAAAGCCAUGGCCAGGGCAACGUCGGAUGAGCCGAGUGUUCCCAACAUUCAGGCAAAUCUAGUGCUAGCAUUAUCGGAGUUCCUCGAUAAUGCAGGGUCCAGCCAUUGGAUGUACGCUGGGACGGCGAUCCGCAUGGCACAAGUCAUGCGGUUGAACCAGGACUACCACCAGACGCACUCCUUGAAGGACCAGGAGAUUCGGCGCCGCACUUUUUGGGCGUGUCUUCUGGUCGACAAGCUGCUGGCAGAUUUCCUCGCCAAGCCGUGCACGCUGUCGUUACUCAACGUUAAUGUGGCGCUGCCCAGCACCGACGCGUCCCUCGCCUACCAGGAGGCGACCCGUGGCUUGACACUAGCUAAUCUGCCCUCAUUUUCGGGUUAUCCGUCGGAGAUUGGAAUACUCCCCUACUUCAUCAAGACAAUAACGCUGUGGAGCGACAUCGUCGAGAUCAGCGUCUGCAAUGACCGCUUCGUUGCGAAGUCCCACGCUCCCACAGACCGGGCGAGCCUCUUCUUCCAGCGUCACCAAGAUAUGCGUGACUGGGAAGCCGCUUUGCCGACCGGGUUCCUGUGGAACAAACAGAAUCUUAUCAACAUAUCUGGGCUCGGUCAAGGGAGAGAAUUUGGGGCGAUGCACUUUCUGAUUCGCAGCGCAUUCUGUGUGGCUCACCAAGCCUACCUCCCGCAGCUGGACGGGUCGGUUCUAACGGAUGCCGUUGACGCUGCAGGGUGGUCGCUGCUGUACCGAGAGCCAACGUUAAUUACAACGUGUGUGAAUAACGCAAUGGCUGUCGGGGGGAUGUUAUUGGAGUUGGUGACCGAGGGGCCCAAAACAAUAUCAGAGCUGCAGUCGGUGUGGAUUGCAUCAUCACUAUUGUCAGUUUCGAACACGUUCCUGUGGAUACAGUAUGCCAACGACCCAGAGUACGCCGACGAGGACACCAUCAAGAAAGCUCAACAGUAUUUCUCCCUUGUUAUGAGCGUGUUGUCGUCUUGGACGGCGUCAUGGAAAGCCGCCUGUCAGUGGCUCAAGACCCUACAGGGGAUGCUGGCCUUGUACCGGGCGGCAUAUCUGGGUCAGAUCGAGGAGUCCAUCCUAGAUAAUGUAGGUGCUGUGACUUCAGCAUCUGAAGUCGAGGACGAGGAUGAUACCGUUGAGCCCCGCUUCAGGCCCAGAGCUGGAGAUGGCUACCCGCCCAUCGCAGCGAUACCGAACCUCUACGCGUGUCUCCGCUUCCUAGCGAGUGACACGUCCGCAGAGCCAAAGAAGUUGCAGUUGGUGUGGAUGCGGUUCGCGAGCGGUUGGCCUUACAAUGACCCUUUUACUGACUACAGCUCGAUUGAGCAGCAGCAUCAUUUCCUGCCGCUGUUAUCGCCUUCACCAUUGAAUAGCUCGGUGUCCUCGGGAAGGAUGCCUAGAAGGGAAGGCUUGCCAUUUUAGGUAUCGGAUCCUGAUAUAACAAUAUCGAUGUGUAACUCAAUUCUGAACAAAAAUUAAUUACAGAUUGCAAUGGUUCUUCUGUGACAGGACCUGCGCGGUUAACUCGAGCACUGUCUCUGCACAGCCGUACGAUGCCUGAUACCCAUAACCACCAUGCCCGUAGUUAUGAACCACCCAGAACCUGCCUAUUUUCUCUCUCUCAACCCGGGGCCCAUCUUCGCGAAGAGGUCUCAGUCCUACUCCAUGACGGAUUACACUGAGACCUUCGAUGCCCUGUCCUUGAGGAACUAAGCUGGGACAUAGCUCGAUACAGCGCUUCAUUAUGCGGAUCGCCAAGUUGGGAUCAGGAUUAGGAUCCCAGUUGUCCAUUUGAUAUGACCCGCCAAGAAUUGUGCCACCACCUUGUUUGGCGGUAAUAUAUAUGUACCUUCUCCAUCUCCGUCGUCUGUGCCGGAGAUCAUAUGCAUGGACCCGGGAUCGUUCCGCACCACAACGAGCUGGCCCCUGACGGGAUGCAGGGUUUUGUCAUCUACACCCCCCAGCGUCAUAGAAGACAACCCCGUACAGUUGACCACAAGAUCCGCCGUCUUUCCAGAAUGGUGGGCGGUGGCAGCGUCUACGACGUGACUGACGAUUGCUCGCUUGAACUCCACGCCUCUCCGCCGACAUUGGCUCAACAGCCAGGGCAGGUAUACUGCCACAUUGAUGCAGACAGAUGUGAAGUAGUUGGCAUUGUCAACGCCGGGGUCUAGCUGAUGGCUUGGAAUGUUCGCAAACUGUAUAAGUCCAGGAUAAUUAGCGUCAGAUCACAAUAAGGAAACUAGCGUCUGAUGUACAUCUGGGACUACCGUUCGAUACCAGGGACUUGGUUUGAAUCACUCUUAAGUUACGUGAUGGUAGUAGUAUCUGUCGGGAGGUCUCGAUACCUUGAAACUCUACGCCGGCGUCCGGGCAGUUCUGUGCUAGAUACUGUAGGUGAGGCCAAGUAGCUUUUUCCCAUUUUCCUAGUCUACUGCCUUCCGCUCCAAAUCUAUCAGGGUUGUCAGUGUUCGGUCAUUAGAUAGCCAAAGGUUGGGG